AUGACCAACCGGCUACUUCAGCGAGAACAAGUGCUCAUUGAUGUCCUUCACCCUGGGAAAGCAACAGUGCCUGAGACAGAAACUGGUGAAAAACUAGCCAAAAUGUACAAGACCGCACCAGAUGUCAUCUUUAGAUUCGGAUUUAGAACCCAUUUUGGUGGUGGCAAGACUACUGGCUUUGGCAGGAAUGACGAUUCUUUGGAUGAUACGGUCCUAAACACAGACUUGCAGGACCGGCUGUGCGAGAAGACAAAGACCUGCAGGAAACAGCGCCAGGAGCACGAGCGCAGAAGGCAGACAGUCAGGAGCCGCACAGGCCCACGGUGGGGCUGGCACAAGGGAAGAACAGAGUCCACAGUGACUUGA
Echinops telfairi (small Madagascar hedgehog) is the source of this 366-nucleotide messenger RNA. RefSeq names its product 40S ribosomal protein S24-like. NCBI's taxonomy places the organism in Eukaryota, Metazoa, Chordata, Mammalia, Afrosoricida, Tenrecidae. Gene Ontology annotation, biological process: translation. The coding region runs from base 1 to 366 and encodes 121 amino acids. Gene Ontology annotation, cellular component: ribosome. Gene Ontology annotation, molecular function: structural constituent of ribosome. The transcript has a single exon. The record is from RefSeq and is a predicted model, not a curated record.